UCAUCCGUUUUAAAAGUUUUAUAUAAGGGGAAGAGGGAAGUCAAGACACUCAAGAACAGAACAACUCAAGAUACAGGAAGAGAAACACAAUGAACGCAUAUGUGAAGACAAACACAUUCUACAUUUCAAUCUGGAUUUGGAUCAUUUUAGGUGUUGAAAGCUACAGCGGUGGGUCAAACCAUACAUUAACUAUUUAUCCUGGAGGAUCUGUCAUCAUCCCAUGUCAUUAUGACAAGAAAUACACACAGCAGAAGAAAUCCUGGUACUCAGGGAUUGAUCAAACAUACACAUACACAAACACAACAGAGCAGGAUCUAUCAGUAAUUGAUCAUCCUGAUCAGAGUCUCUUUACUGUGACUAUGAGAAACCUGCAGAACAAACACAGUGGACUUUAUUAUUGUGUUGUGGAGACUGGAGAACAACCACCGAUAAAAACAAUAUAUGAGCCUUAUCUCAAGAUUCAGUCUACUCCUGAUGUAUCUUUGAUGAACAGCAGUGUCUCUGGACAUGAAGGUGGUGAUGUCAGUGUUCAGUGUCUGUACAGUUCUGGAUAUCAGAAUAAAGUCAAACAGUGGUGCAGAUAUAAAGAUCAGAGAUGUUACACAGUGGGGAGGACUGACACAUCCCAGAAUUCAUCAGUGCAGAUCAGAGAUGAUGAUGGGGGAAGAUCCUUCACUGUGCUGAUGACUGGACUGAGACGGACUGAUUCUGGCUGGUACUUCUGCUCUGUAGGAGAUGCACUGAAUCCUGUUCUCAUCACUGUUCAGAGAGACAAUGAAAAUAAAAGAGAUGCACUGAAUCCUGUUCACAUCACUGUAACGGAGGCAGAACCAGGCACUGUCAGUGACAAAGAAAAUGAAACAAAAGACACGGAGGAGCCACAAAAUAAUGGACUCCUGAUUGUGUGGCUUCUUCCAGCUUUAGCAGCACUUCUGCUGUUCUUGAUUCUGGUCGGUGUUUUCACCUGGAGAUGGAGACGGAGACCCAAACAAGAUAAACCUCACAUCAGAGGGAGAAACAGCAGCAGAACCACUGACAUGGAUCCCAUUAAUGACAUAAUCUACUACAGCACUAUUGUUCAUGUUCCUGGGAGUGAAGCGAUGAAGUCUCCAGCAGGUGGAGCAAUAAACAGCAUAAUAUACAGCACUGUGGCUCCACACUGACAGCAACAGUGAGAACAACACAAGAACAGACCAAGAGAAACACAAUCAGACUGUCUGUCAUGAUUCUGCCUUAAUGUCCUGACUUUCCUCUAGUCUUGAGGCAGGAUCAUGACAGACCCGUGUUUUGUGUACAAGCACGUGGCCUUGUCUUUGGGCCAUGUGCUUGUGUUGUCUCGUUCCUUUGCCCCGCCCCCCUUGUUAUCCUAGUUUUGUCGUGAUUGCCUUACCUGUGCCACCUGUUGUGUCUUGAUUAGUUUUCCUAUUUAUAUCCCUUAGUGUGCUCUGUCUUUUGUCGGUUCAUUGUUUCUACAGAAUUGUUUACAUAUUAGCUUGUGAGAUGUUGUAUUGUUACCCCUUGAAGAAAUCUCUGUAUUUCCCGUGAGUGUUUGUCUGUAGUUAGUGUUCUAGUGUUUUGAAUUUGUUUAUCGUGUCAACCCAGUCCUGUUAAGUUAGUUAGUCUCUGCCCUAGUCGUUGUUUCCCCCCUCGUGGGUUUUGUUUUCCCCUUUUGUCUUUAAUAAACCCUCUGUGUAGUGAUUCCUGUCUGCGUAUGAGUUCCUCCCUUACCCUCCACAUGACACUGUCAUCACACACCUUUCUAUUUGCUUAAGCUUUUUUUUUAUUAAUUUGCUCAUGUGAUGUGAACCUAAUAUUUUAUUUUAAAAUAUAUAAUUAUAUUUCUGAAAGGACCUGUAUGAAUAGAUGUGAGGGUCAAGACUAUUGAAAUUUCAAAACAUAAUUGUAAAUGAAUGCACAGUUCAUAACUAGCCUACUCUGUCAAAAAGUGAUCAAAUGGGAUUUUUUUCUUAGCAGUAUGUAAUUCUACAUAUUGUUUUAUAGACUCGGUUUAAUUUCUUCAAUUUAAAAAUAAUUUUUUUGCUUACUUGUAAAGUGUUGCUUUCUGUAACUUGCAUUAUUAUAAACACCUGCAUAUCUAAAAUAAAGUAUUGUAGUUUAAUGUGUGAAGAAAUAAUGACUCAUUUCCUUGAUUGACUGUCAUUGAUCUCGUCUGAAUGUUCAAGUGUUGCUUGUUCUUGUGUGUUUUUGCGGUUGUGUCACCUUUGUAUUCUUUUAUUAUCUUUUACAGGAAACUGUGCAGGCACAGUACUUAUGUUUUUAUGUACUUGAAUUUCUUAUAUUUUUUAGAUAAUAUAACAGACUGGAUAUACUCAGAUAUGUUGCGAUAUUUCACUGCUAUUAAUUGUUAUAAAAUUCUUUCAUAUUUUAAAAACAUGGACAAUUAAAAUUUCUUUAAUCAUCAGUUAUUUUAUUAAUCCUAUUUGCUUUUUCAAAAUUAUUUUAUACCAACCCCCAUGAAACCUCAGUUGGAAAAAUGA
Carassius auratus (goldfish) is the source of this 2498-nucleotide messenger RNA. RefSeq names its product polymeric immunoglobulin receptor-like. Gene Ontology annotation, molecular function: transmembrane signaling receptor activity. Bases 90 to 1163 code for a protein of 357 amino acids. NCBI's taxonomy places the organism in Eukaryota, Metazoa, Chordata, Actinopteri, Cypriniformes, Cyprinidae. The transcript is spliced from 9 exons. The record is from RefSeq and is a predicted model, not a curated record. Gene Ontology annotation, cellular component: plasma membrane.